UUCCGGUUUUUAUGAAAAUUAUUGUUCUGCUUUUUUGGCUCAUUAAUUAUAAGAAUUUUAGUCACAGUGAACCAAGAAUGGAUUCUAAACAGUGCCAUGUAUGUGGAGAAGUUUUCAUCAAUGUUAGCGUUGUCUGGUCACACAUAAGUAGUCAUUCUAGAAAGGAGAUUUACGAUUGUCUUGUUGCAUUCAAAUCAUCUUUAGAAAUUUUUAUGAAACAGUAUUUUGCAUUGAAAGAGUACGUAGACUCAUAUUUAAUCCAUGGAAAUUGUAAAGAUAAUGAAGAAAAUGGUGAAAACAAUAGUACAGCUAAUAUGGUAGGCGGGAACUUGCAUUCAGAUAAACAUGUAUUUCAAAGAAAAGAUCAAAAUUCUGAUUCAAAAACAUCAGAAAGAAUAAAAAAUAAUAGAAAAGAAAGAUGCAAAAGCAAUGAUGAAAAAAAGGAACAACCUGAUGAUGAUGUUGUUGUUUUGACCGAAACUGAUUUUAGACAUGAGACAGAAAUGAAUAAUAGAUUCAUUUCUGAUAAUGAUAGGUGCAAUAAAUUUGAAUCAGUAAUGGGAGAUAACUCUCUUUCAGCAUCAAAGGGAGACAACUUAAAUCCUAAAUCUGGAGAAACAUCAUUUUCAGAGCUAACAAAUUUACAAACAAAAUCUGAUGUUGAACAUAAUUUAUCAGUGAUAGAUCUUUCCGAAGUUGAACAUGAAGACGAAGACAUGGAUACCAAGCUUGAGAUACCGUAUGAUCCAUUAGAAUCUGAUAUCCAAACCAACACGUAUCAAGAGAAAGAAAGUGAGAAAACUACCAAAAACAUGUAUCUGUAUGAAACAUCAAAUCAUAAGGGUGAAAAUAAUACAGACAACCAUAAAAACGUGAGAGAUGUAAAACCUGUCCUCACUGUCACAGGAAAAACAAUUCAGAUGAUUGCAAGGGAAAUCAGUUUGAACUCGGGAAGAGAUAGAAUCAUGAAAGAAACAACUUGUGAAGAAUGCGGUAGGACUUUUGCAACUAAAUUUGUCCUGCGUCGACACAUGAUGUCACAUACCGGGGAAAGAACUCAUGCAUGUCCAACAUGUGGUAAAGGGUUCAUUGGGAAACAAAACAUGAUGGUUCAUCUUCGUGUUCAUACUGGUGAAAAACCUUAUAAAUGUUCAUACUGUGGACAACAGUUUUCACAGUAUGGUACAUUGUACCGCCAUAGGAAACGUCAUACCUCUGACAUCCGAACUGCAAACCUUACAGCAUUUUAGUACUUAGGAUAAUUAUCUUUAAUAAAUGUUAAUUGUUGUGUUUUAA
This is a messenger RNA of Mytilus californianus (California mussel), 1296 nucleotides long. RefSeq names its product zinc finger and SCAN domain-containing protein 12-like. NCBI's taxonomy places the organism in Eukaryota, Metazoa, Mollusca, Bivalvia, Mytilida, Mytilidae. The record is from RefSeq and is a predicted model, not a curated record. Bases 12 to 1250 code for a protein of 412 amino acids. The transcript is spliced from 2 exons.